CAAUUUUGAUAUUUAAAAAAAUUAGUUCACCUCACUUUCAUUUAAGUUCAUUUUAAUUCGGAAAAAUAAAAUGGCCUCGAAAAUAUUGAAACCUCGCAUUAUUAAAAAUUUAAAAAAUUGUUGUUAUGUAUUGAGUCAAACAUGGUCAUCAGCCCUAAAGUAUCAUGACCAGUUUAAAGGGCGAAAGCUCCAACCAAAAUGUUAUUGGACUUUACAUGGUCUGUGGCUAUGCGAUAAAGACGACCUAGACCUAAAAUUUGAAGUUGAAAAUUGGUUUGAAAACGAUGGGACAUUUGAAUAUCCAACUAAUAGACAUGUUCUAGCAGACUUACAAGCAAUUGCGCCUGAUAUACAUCCAGACACUUGGCAGAAAAUAUUACAUAAACGAAUGUACAACAAACACGGCAAGGUUAUUGUCCAGUGCAAUUCAGAACUUGGUCCCACACAGCCUACAUCAACAAUCACUACGUCAGAAGCGUAUUUUAAGAAAGCAGUAGAAUCGGCUUUUCAAUAUAAUAUUGGUAAAUACAUCAAAAGCACCUGCCUUGGAUGUAAACUCGAUUUAAACGCAGCAAGUAUUUACUUAGCGGCGUAGUAUAAGAAUGCGUGGUCGAGCUCGUUAUCGUGCAGAAUUACAGAUCUUUGGUCGUCUAUUCGAAGCUUGAUUUUUGGUAGAUUAAUUUUUGUCGUUAUACGUUUUUUUAUCCCCUACCGCAGCUUACUAAGCUAUGAAGAAAUACGCCA
Molecule: messenger RNA, 744 nt
Organism: Bradysia coprophila
Lineage: Eukaryota; Metazoa; Arthropoda; Insecta; Diptera; Sciaridae
Molecular function (GO): RNA binding; ribonuclease T2 activity
Source: RefSeq, a predicted model, not a curated record